UCGAUUCGUCCGUCCCCCGCGACUUGAUUGUGAUACGCGGGAGCGCGGAGUGCGACGCACUGACUGCUGUGCCGACUGCGGAGUUCAGACCGGCCAAACAGCCACAGCCAGUGCCCGUAAGUUCGUACGAUAGUGAACAGUGUCUUUACGCCGUGCGCAAAUCUCGUCUUUCCGAAAAAUCACUUUUUUCUACCUUUUUUCGCGCGCAUUUCGUCUACAUAAUGGCAGCUACUGAAGAACUUAGUGGAAUCCUAAUGAGGAGACAGGCCAUAAAUGAAAAAUUAGAGGAAGGUGUUGAGGUCAAGCCCAAAUAUAAAUUCGUGAACGUUUAUACCGAGUUUCACGAAUUCUCUAGGAAGGAAAUAAAACAAUACGAAAAUACGUUCAACAAAUUCGAUGAAGGUCAAGACGGGUUUCUGGACCUUACCGAAGUUAAACGUAUGAUGGAGCGCCUUGGAGCUCCACAAACACAUCUCGGCUUAAAAGCUAUGAUCAACGAAGUCGAUGAAGACGGCGACAACAAGAUUAGUUUUAGAGAAUUCUUGCUGAUUUACCGAAAAGCACGAGCGGGUGAACUUGAAUCAGACUCUGGAUUAGAAGCCUUUGCGAGAUUGACAGAAAUAAAUGUUGACCAAGUUGGUGUUAAUGGAGCAAAGAAUUUCUUCGAGGCAAAGAUUGAGGAACUUGCAAAAACGAAUAAAUUCCACGACGAAAUCAUUCAAGAACAGGAGGAAAAGCGCCGCGAGGCUGAAGAGAAGGCCAUGCGAAGGCAAAGGUUCAAAGAAAAAACAGCCGUAUUUCAACAGUAAUUAAGGCGUAAAGAUAAGUUGUUGUCUAUCUAGUCUGUAAGCUGUUACCACAUGGCUUUAGAAAUGUAAUCCAAUGUUAUAUAUAUAAAAGUCUAGGCAAAUAAUCAACAUUAAUGUUUGUCUAUAGUGUUUUAACUGCCUUCAAGUUUAGGCAUUUGUUUUAAUCAUUUAUUAUAAUAAAUUAAAGUAACAAAUCUUGUGUGUCAAAUUUAACGAUUAUUUUUUUUAGUUAUUGCUAAAUGUUAAAGAUUUCCUAACACACUAGAUGUAUUAUGUUAUAUUAGUAUAUUAAAAUAGUGUUAUCUAGGUGCGGUUACUGUUAAAAUGUUUUUAUUGCUUAAAGAGAGCAAUGUAAAUCUGUCUGACAUUAAAUCAGCUAAAAAUAAGAUCACUCACACAAAUCGUUGUUUGCAUGUUGAACAUGUAAAAACAGAUAUUUAAGUAAAUUGUGAUGGAAUGUUAAUUUUUAAAUAUAUUUAAAUAAACAUUUGUAUUAAAAGGCA
Messenger RNA from Vanessa atalanta (red admiral), 1312 nucleotides. It is a transcript of the gene Swip-1, whose product is annotated as EF-hand domain-containing protein D2 homolog. The record is from RefSeq and is a predicted model, not a curated record. NCBI's taxonomy places the organism in Eukaryota, Metazoa, Arthropoda, Insecta, Lepidoptera, Nymphalidae. The transcript has 3 exons. Gene Ontology annotation, molecular function: calcium ion binding. Bases 222 to 809 code for a protein of 195 amino acids.